AUGAUCGAUACGAUGCGGUAUUGGGUGUUUGAGGACGAAAUGUUAUCAAGGACGGUUGGCGGUGCUUAUCAUCCAUUGAUCCAUUUGGCCUAUGAGGUCGAGUUUAAUUUGCCUAACGUCGCUGCCGAACAAGCAUUGGCAAUGGCAGCUUCCGCCACCAUAGAGAAGAAUAACAACAACGGGUCGAAGUGUAUCGAUGAAAUUAUUAACGCUAUCCGUACAAACUUUUACUUUGACGAUGCAAUCGAAUCUCCUGGCAAGAGAGAUACAAACGAGGUAUUUCGACGCAAAGUAUUAGCAAACCCAGAGACUGUGACCAAACUACGAGAAUAUGCAACCCAGUGGCAUUUUAAGGUGUAUGGAAGCCCACCAUCAUCAUUGUCGCCGUUGGACGAUGGUAGUUUGUUCCUCAAAGCAGCGCAGGUCACGGUGGAUGUCACCGGUAAAAACCCAGUUGCUGCCUCGGCUUGGAACUUUCCGGGCGUUGGAUUUGAAGAAACAUGGGUCGAUUAA
This is a messenger RNA of Zychaea mexicana, 513 nucleotides long. RefSeq lists its product as uncharacterized. Gene Ontology annotation, molecular function: oxidoreductase activity. The transcript is spliced from 3 exons. Bases 1 to 513 code for a protein of 170 amino acids. NCBI's taxonomy places the organism in Eukaryota, Fungi, Mucoromycota, Mucoromycetes, Mucorales, Lichtheimiaceae. The record is from RefSeq and is a predicted model, not a curated record.